AUGGAGAAGGCCGGCUCCAUGCACGCCUCGGUGCCCACCCCGCCGCCGCGCCUCUACCUGCCGCGUAACUUCAGCUACAGCGCCUGCCUCUACGGCAGCCUGGCCGAGCAAUGCAAGGGCGGCUGCAGCCCGGAACCCGAGCCGGUGGAAGCGCCCUCCUCGCCGCCCCUCUCGCCGCCCGUCACCCGAGAGGCGCCCCCGCGGCCCCCGCCGCGCUCGCCUUCGCCGCCGCCCACCUCGCCGCCGCCGCCCUCGCCCUCGUCCCGCGGCAGGGAGCCCACCCUGCCCUCGGUGCCCCCUAGCCCGACCCUGCGCCGGAGGGCCAAGUCCCUUCCGACGCCCGGUGAGCGGGGCUUGCGGCCGGCCUUGCAGCAGAGCCCGUCGCGCCGAAAGACGGUGCGCUUCGCUGACUCGCUGGGGCUAGAGCUCACUGCCGUGCGCCACUUCUGCCAGGCCGACGUGCCGCGCGUGCCUCCGCCGCCGCCCCCGCUGGCAGCCUCGCCGCUUGCCCGAGCCAACGCCGCCGCCGACCUACUGAAGACGCGCAAGCCGCCGGCGCUGGGAGAGCUGGAGCCGGUGCUGUUCGGGCCGCCGGCGCCCGUGCUGGAGCCCCUUUUCCCGCCGGCGCCCGGUUCGAGCGCCGGCUUCCUGGAGCGCGUCCGCCAGCACAAGGUCAAGCUGGAGUCGGUGCGGCCGGAGGCGUCAGCGCUGCGCGGUGCCGUGCGCGUCCUCAACCUGGCCUACGAGAAGGCCGUCUCGGUGCGCUACACGCUCAACCGCUGGGCCAGCAGCAACGAGGUGCCCGCUGCCUACCUGCCGCCCCCCGCCUCAGGCCACGCUGCCGCCGACGGCGGCCUAACCGACCGCUUCGCCUUCCACUUGCCUGUGGGCGCCGGCACCACGUUUCUCGAGUUCGCCCUGCGCUACCGCGUCGCCGGCACCGAGUACUGGGACAACAACGACGGCCACAACUACAAGCUGCGCGCCAGGCAGAGGACGCCUGCCGCUUCUUGCCUCGAGCCCGACGGCGCCUGGAUCCAUUUCAUCUGAGGCCCAGGCUGGCAGCCUCCUGCCCGGAUUCGCUGCCCUGAGGGCCCUGGUCUUUGCAGCGCCUCUCCAGGAUUCGUGUUGGGGAGCAACGCCUGACACCAGCAGUUCUUCGGGAGACGCUGAAGAGAGGGACCGGAAAGCCCAGGAAAGAGAGCGCCUUCCUGAAGUGCAGUGGCAGUGUGGUGGCUUCAUGCGCCUUACGGUCAGGAAUCUUCUUGCUAUGGCCAGUGGACAUGGAGAACAUUAUGGAAAGUCUGCUUCCAACUCUGUGGCUCAUUGAAUUCACUUCCUUCAUGGUAUUUG
Eublepharis macularius is the source of this 1353-nucleotide messenger RNA. RefSeq names its product protein phosphatase 1 regulatory subunit 3E-like. Gene Ontology annotation, biological process: regulation of glycogen biosynthetic process. The record is from RefSeq and is a predicted model, not a curated record. Gene Ontology annotation, cellular component: protein phosphatase type 1 complex. The coding region runs from base 1 to 1050 and encodes 349 amino acids. Gene Ontology annotation, molecular function: glycogen binding; protein phosphatase 1 binding. Lineage: Eukaryota; Metazoa; Chordata; Lepidosauria; Squamata; Eublepharidae. The transcript has a single exon.